UUGGAGGGGGGUCACGUGGCCGGAAGGCGCGCGUUGCCAUGGGAACAUGGCGCAACGGUUUUGGGCGCUGCGGUGCUGCCGCUGCCGCCUCUUCCAGGUGCAGCAGGCUAAGCGGAGCGGGAAGUGGAGCUGCGCCGUGUGCGGGCAGAAGCAGGCGGUGCAAAAGGUUUACGGCGAAGGGUCUGGGCUGGACUGCAGACUCCAUGUCCAAAAAUUAAACUUACUGCAGGGUGAGGCAGAGGAAGCCCUUAGUUGGACAUCUCGGUGCACAGAAGAAUCUGUAGGUGACAACAAGCAUAUAGCAGUCCAAUAUGAAGACAAUUUGGUCCAGGAGGAAGGAAAGGCAGAAGUCAGUCGCUGGAGUAAAUAUCUGGACCAAGUCAAUGAAACUCAGGAAGAUGAGGAUGAGGAAACAGGAGGUACAGAAAGGCAACAGUUCUGCUCCAAGAGGAAGAAUGCUGUGGAAGAACAAAGGAAUCACCAGAGCAGCUUCCCCUAUGCUGAUGUUCAGGAGUUAUCGGAGGAAAAUGGAGCUUUCCAGCUUGCCUGUGAAGCCAAAAAGGUUAAAACCUCUGAGCGCAAGCAAUGUUCAGUAGCAGUGCCUCAUCGAGUUGAUGGAGAUGCUGUUUGUGGAGGCAGUAUGAUUCGUGCUCUCUGUGAGUCUGUGGUGUCUGAGGGGAAUAUGCAAACCUCGGCUCUUUCUGUCAAGCCCUCAAAGUGGGAAAAAUUUCUCUCAUGUUCUGACAACUGUAGUGAAAAUGCUGCCAGAGUCACCUUGUCACCACAGGAGGGCAGUAGAAAGUUGGGGCUGCACAACACCACUACAGCAGCCAUCUUUAAGGCCAGUAGAUACUCCAAACAGGCUGGAAAUUUUCUACCUCCCAGUGUAGGCCCUGAGGUUAAAAAGUGCCUUGCUAGUACUGAGCAGCUUGCCUCAAAACUGCCUAGCACUCUACUGCCUGCUAAUUGCCCAGAUGAUGAGGACGUGUUGUUCAAAGAACCUCGAGGGCCUUUGAUAAGGGCAGGAUCUGGUGUUUCAGAUACCACUGCAGAAAGGUGCCAUAUGGCUCACACGGUAAUGCCCAUCUGCCCUCCUGCAACUACCCUUGCUAACUCUGACUCUGGUCUAAACCCCUACAGCAUUUCACAUGAACAGCUGUUCUGCACAGGUGAUGAGUUUGAUGAUGAUAUCUGAGCAGCUCUGGGAUCUUUGUCCUGGCUUUCUUGGUUGUAUCCCUACAGUUUAUUUUGUGAUGUUGAAUACUGACAUGAGGUUUUGAACUGAGGCCUGUUUUUUAUUCAACCCUUUCAGAAUUGCACUAUUAAAAGUUGUUUAUUUGC
Rhea pennata is the source of this 1341-nucleotide messenger RNA. It is a transcript of the gene MRNIP, whose product is annotated as MRN complex interacting protein. Gene Ontology annotation, biological process: mitotic G2 DNA damage checkpoint signaling. The transcript is spliced from 7 exons. Gene Ontology annotation, molecular function: chromatin binding. NCBI's taxonomy places the organism in Eukaryota, Metazoa, Chordata, Aves, Rheiformes, Rheidae. The record is from RefSeq and is a predicted model, not a curated record. The coding region runs from base 47 to 1195 and encodes 382 amino acids. Gene Ontology annotation, cellular component: nucleus.